AUGCACUUUUCUAUCCCGACCAUCCUCGCCGUCGCCCCUCUCCUUCUGGGCGUCGCCUCAGCCGCCCCGGCAGUGCCCGAGAAUCAUGAGCACCACCUGGUCGAGAUGAUCACCGACCUCGACAAGCAGGGCCACAUCGAGUGGCAGCAGGCCGAGGGAGGACGCUACGGCUUCAUCCCCGAAGAGAAGGUGGCGGCCUACUCGAAGCAGAAGCAGAAGCAGAGCCGGGACCUCGGCGAGCCCGACAUCGAGGCUGACGUGUUUGCGCGCAACUCGGCCGAUCUUGAGGUAGACGGGCAGGGCGCGCAUGUGAACUGCAAGCACGGCGGGCGCAAGGUGUGGGUCGACGACAUCAUGAAGGUCAGCUCGUCGGCGUGCACGCAGCUCGUCAACCGGUCCGCCGCGGGCCAGGCAUUGAACAAAGGGUGGAAUAUAUUCCAGCAGUUUGGCAUGCCGGAUAAGAAGGGGAAGCUCGGCAAGCUUACCAUUGGCUGGCAAUGGCUCCACAAGUACUCUACCCAGGGGCUGACGGCCGGCCUGUGCGAGGACUUGAUGAAGGCCGUCUUCCCCAAGGGCAAGCCCUGCGGCGAGAAGGGCGACACCCACGGGGCCAAGAUCACCUGGGACGACCAGAUCAAGUUUGAGGUUGACGCCUGGAAGGCCGAAUAG
This is a messenger RNA of Thyridium curvatum, 669 nucleotides long. RefSeq lists its product as uncharacterized. The record is from RefSeq and is a predicted model, not a curated record. Lineage: Eukaryota; Fungi; Ascomycota; Sordariomycetes; Thyridiales; Thyridiaceae. The transcript has 3 exons. The coding region runs from base 1 to 669 and encodes 222 amino acids.